CAUUACAGGAGCCAGGCGGCUGUAAGCCGAGAAGAGGCCGGCGGUCCCUCCAGCACUUCACAACCUUGGUCUCCUUCCCUCUGCCCGUCCGACCCAUUCACUACUAGAAAGUUUAUAGCUUCAUUGCACCAUGUGUGGCAUUUGGGCCCUCUUUGGCAGUGAUGACUGCCUUUCUGUUCAGUGUCUGAGUGCUAUGAAGAUUGCGCACAGGGGUCCAGAUGCAUUUCGUUUUGAGAACGUCAAUGGAUAUACCAACUGCUGCUUUGGAUUUCACCGGUUGGCGGUGGUUGAUCCACUAUUUGGAAUGCAGCCAAUUCGACUGAAGAAAUACCCUUAUUUGUGGCUCUGUUACAAUGGUGAAAUCUACAACCACAAGGCGUUGCAACAGCAUUUUGAAUUCGAAUACCAGACAAAAGUGGAUGGUGAGAUAAUCCUUCAUCUGUAUGACAAAGGAGGAAUUGAGCAAACCAUUUGUCUGUUGGAUGGGGUGUUUGCUUUUAUUUUAUUGGACACUGCCAAUAAGAAAGUGUUCCUGGGCAGAGAUACCUAUGGAGUCAGACCUUUGUUUAAAGCCAUGACAGAAGAUGGAUUUCUGGCUGUGUGUUCAGAAGCUAAAGGUCUUGUUACAUUGAAACACUCCACAGCUCCUUUUUUAAAAGUGGAGCCUUUUCUUCCGGGACAUUAUGAAGUUUUGGAUUUAAAACCAAAUGGCAAAGUCGCAUCUGUGGAAAUGGUUAAAUAUCAUCACUGUAGGGAUGAGCCUCUGCAUAUCCUCUAUGACAGUGUGGAGAAACUCUUCCCAGGUUUUGAGAUAGAAACCGUGAAGAGCAACCUCCGCAUCCUUUUUGACAAUGCUGUUAAGAAGCGUUUGAUGACAGACAGACGUAUUGGUUGCCUUUUAUCAGGAGGCUUGGACUCCAGCUUGGUUGCGGCCACUCUGCUGAAGCAACUAAAAGAGGCCCAGGUACAGUAUGCUCUCCAGACAUUUGCAAUUGGCAUGGAGGACAGCCCCGAUUUACUGGCUGCUAGAAAGGUGGCAAAUCAUAUUGGAAGUGAACAUCAUGAAGUCCUUUUUAACUCUGAGGAGGGUAUUCAGGCCCUGGAUGAAGUUAUAUUUUCCUUGGAAACUUAUGACAUUACAACAGUUCGAGCAUCAGUAGGCAUGUAUUUAAUUUCCAAGUAUAUUCGGAAGAACACAGACAGUGUGGUGAUCUUUUCUGGAGAGGGAUCUGAUGAACUUACGCAGGGUUACAUUUAUUUCCACAAGGCACCUUCUCCUGAAAAGGCUGAGGAAGAGAGUGAGAGGCUUCUGAAGGAACUCUAUUUGUUUGAUGUUCUCCGUGCAGACAGGACUACUGCUGCCCACGGCCUUGAACUGAGAGUUCCAUUUCUGGAUCAUCGCUUUUCUUCCUAUUACUUGUCUCUGCCACCAGAAAUGAGAAUUCCAAAAAAUGGGAUAGAGAAACAUCUCCUGAGAGAGGCAUUUGAAGACUCCAACUUGAUUCCUAAGGAGAUUCUCUGGCGACCCAAAGAGGCCUUCAGUGAUGGGAUAACCUCAGUUAAGAAUUCCUGGUUUCAGAUUUUACAGGAAUAUGUCGAACAUCAGGUUGACGAUGCGAUGAUGGCAGCUGCAGCCCAAAAAUUCCCCUUCAACACUCCUCAAACUAAAGAAGGCUAUUAUUACCGUCAAAUCUUUGAACAACACUAUCCAGGCCGGGCUGACUGGCUGACCCAUUACUGGAUGCCCAAGUGGAUCAAUGCCACUGACCCUUCCGCUCGCACUCUGAGCCAUUAUAAGUCAGCUGCCAAAGAGUAGGCACUCUCCAAGCUGUGAAGUGAAAGUAGAUGUUUCUUCUUGGGGUGUAGAGGCACUGGAGACAGUCAGGGGAGCAGUGAAAGUCAACCACUUAGGCCUACUUGGGCAUGAAAAAAAUAAAAGUCAUACCUAAAACUU
Molecule: messenger RNA, 1954 nt
Organism: Marmota flaviventris (yellow-bellied marmot)
Lineage: Eukaryota; Metazoa; Chordata; Mammalia; Rodentia; Sciuridae
Gene: Asns
Product: asparagine synthetase (glutamine-hydrolyzing)
Cellular component (GO): cytosol
Molecular function (GO): asparagine synthase (glutamine-hydrolyzing) activity
Source: RefSeq, a predicted model, not a curated record